CCUCACUUAUGCCUUUCACCCACAAAUACCACCGGCUACACCAUUAUCGCUCGAUUCACUGGUCACCGAAUAACCGUAUACUCGAUUCAUCAUAAAGUACAUUUCCGUCGGAAUAAUACUUUCCACCUACAAGUUGGAUUUGGUGUCCAUAUCUGCCAGCAGAAGUCGACCAGUAGCAUUACAUCGUGAUCCUCUCGACGAGCCAUCUGGACUUGACGACAUUCGAAGCACUACGUUUACCGCAUAUUCGACUUGACCUUUCACAUUGCCAGUCACACAGCGAUAACGAAUCUCUAUUAGCGGCCCGUUGUGCCCGCCCGUCUACCCACCAUGUCACUCGGCGGGCAACAGCUCCUCGAGUACUUGGAGAAGCUGCCAGGUACAGCUUUUAGGAGACUGUACCAGUCACCUGCGACAGCUUUGGCCAUCUUCCGCCGUAUGCUGUCUUAUCAUGCCAAGGUUAUUGUCCGAGGUCUACUGUACAUGCCCGACCCAUUCCCGUUAACCUCCCUUGACAUAUGGUUCCCUCCAGAGGGCGGCGGAAAGAUACAUCGCGAUCGCACCAUUGCCGCUCUCCGAUCCCUCCACAUCCUACAGGUCUCACCACCAAGCAAGGACCGAACCCAAGAAAUCCAAAUCACGACGAGCUUCAAGAAAGGCCUACAACUAGCCUUCGAAGGCGGCGGCGAAGAUGGCAGCUUUGGCGUCCCUAGUUCUCUCCCCGUCGAUCCCUCCAUUGACAUCGCCUACCUCGAUAAGUACGCUCGGAAGAAGUGGGACGACAUCCUCCACUACGUUGUCAACAGUCUUGGGGUCCACGGCAGCUCAGAAGGGGUCAGCGGACCCAAGGCCAGUGUGAAGGAACUGCUCUUGGCCGGACGCCUCGUCGAACGACGUCCCGACACCCGUACAGGAAUCGGAAUUACGCAAGCCGGUUUCACCUUCCUUCUCCAGGAGUCCAACGCUCAAGUAUGGACGCUCCUCCUCCUCUGGCUCGAAGCAGCCGACCACGCGGCCGACUCGGGCAUGGACAGCAUUGACAUGCUCUCCUUCCUCUUUAUGCUCAGCUCGCUUGAGCUCGGAACUGCCUACGAUACCUCGGCCCUGACCGAGACGCGACGGAAUAUGCUUCCCUCGCUCGUCGACUUUGGGCUCAUCUACUUCCCGCGCGACACGCGCCAGUUUUUCCCUACCCGCCUGGCCACCACACUGACCAGCACCGCCUCGGCCCUGCGCACCGUCUCCUCGGCUUUCACGGCCGCGACCGCCAACCCCUCGGGUGAACCGGGCACCACGACCAGCACCAGCGGCGGCCCCGCCGCCACCCCCGACAAAACACAGACAGCAGCCAAGGGCAUCAUCAUCGAGACCAACUAUCGCAUCUACGCCUACACCACCUCCCCGCUACAAAUUGCCGUCCUGGCUCUCUUCUGCCAGCUCAACAUGCGUUUCCCCAACAUGGUCUCGGGCCGCCUAACCCGCGACUCCAUCCGCCAAGCGAUUGGCUUCGGCAUCACCGCCGACCAAAUCAUCUCCUACCUACACGCGCAUGCUCAUCAACAAAUGGUGCGCGAAGCCACGGUCACGGGUAAACCGGUGCUUCCCCCGACGGUGGUGGACCAGAUUCGACUUUGGCAGCUGGAGAACGAAAGGAUGCAAACCACGGCGGGAUUCUUGUUCAAGGACUUUGAGAGCACGGAGGAGUACGCGGCGCUGAGCAGGUAUGCGGAGGAGAUUGGCGUACUGGUGUGGAAGAAUGAUAAGAGGCAGCUCUUCUUUGCCAGCAAGCAUGAACAGUUGAGGGAUUAUCUGAAGAGUCGGAAGAAGGGGGAGUAAGGGGCGGGUAUGUAAGGGA
Molecule: messenger RNA, 1855 nt
Organism: Neurospora hispaniola
Lineage: Eukaryota; Fungi; Ascomycota; Sordariomycetes; Sordariales; Sordariaceae
Product: transcription factor TFIIH subunit p52/Tfb2
Exons: 2
Coding region: 331-1836 (501 amino acids)
Biological process (GO): nucleotide-excision repair
Cellular component (GO): transcription factor TFIIH core complex; transcription factor TFIIH holo complex
Molecular function (GO): double-stranded DNA binding; ATPase activator activity
Source: RefSeq, a predicted model, not a curated record